CUCUCCCGGACUUGCAGGAGCAGUUCAGCCCUCCAGAGAUUGCCCCGCCGCUGCUGGCAAAGCUGGUGGAAGCUAUUGAGAAGAAAGGGUUAGACAGCGAGAUGUUGUACAGGACAUCUGGCUCCGAACUGAGGCAAGCGCUGAGAACCGAUUGGACCCUGGGCGACCUGGAGCCCUUCGACGUGCACUCCCUGGGCGAGGCGCUGCGAGGCUACCUGCAGGACCUGCCCUCCCCCGUGGUGCCGGUGUCCGUGCACGGAGACGUCCUUCGUGUCCUGCAGGAGCCCCCCAGACCGGAGAAUUGCCGGAAGCAGCUGCUGCUGGCCCUGGAGUCGCCUGCGGUCCCGCUCCAGAACACGCUCACCCUGCAGUUCCUGCUCCGGCAUCUGGGGAAGGUAUCACAGCAAGCCGAGAGCAACAGCCUCCACCCUCGGGCCCUGGGAGAGAUCUUCGGCCCCCUUCUCCUCCGGCUGCCUGGCGCCAGCCCGGAGCUGAGUCCUGACUUCUCCGUGCUGUUUCUGGAGAUGCUUCUGCAGACAAAGGAGUUGGAGCCAGAACAGUUGCCUCCAGCCUUGCCUCCGAAACCGCCUAAGCCAAAGCCCAGUGCAGCCAGCCUGGCCAACGGGAACAGCGUGCCCUUGCAGGACGCCGAGUGGUACUGGGGUGACAUUUCCCGGGAGGAGGUGAACGAGAAGCUACGGGACACGCCAGAUGGUACCUUCUUGGUCCGCGAUGCCUCCAGCAAGAUCCAAGGGGAGUACACGCUCACGCUCAGGAAGGGAGGCAAUAAUAAACUGAUCAAGAUCUUUCACCGGGAGGGAAAGUACGGCUUCUCAGAGCCGCUGACUUUCGGCUCAGUGGUGGAGCUCAUCACCCAUUACCGGCACGAGUCACUUGCCCAGUACAACGCCAAGCUGGACACCAGGCUGCUCUACCCCAUCUCCAAGUACCAGCAGGACCAAGUGGUGAAAGAGGACAGUGUGGAAGCCGUUGGGGAGCAGCUGAAGGUCUAUCACCAGCAGUACCAGGACAAGAGCUGGGAGUACGACCUGCUGUACGAGGAGUACACGCGCACAUCCCAGGAGCUGCAGAUGAAGAGGACGGCAAUCGAGGCCUUCAACGAGACAAUCAAGAUCUUUGAGGAGCAGUGUCAGACGCAGGAGAAAUGCAGCAAGGAGUACAUCGAGCGCUUCCGACGGGAGGGCAAUGAGAAGGAGGUGCAAAGGAUCCUCAUGAACUCGGAGAAGCUCAAGUCUCGCAUCACGGAGAUCCACGACAGCAAGAUGAAGCUGGAGCAAGACCUGAAGAAACAAGCCUCGGAGAACCGGGAGAUCGACAAGCGCAUGAACAGCCUCAAGCCAGACCUCAUGCAGCUGCGCAAACUGCGAGACCAGUAUUUGGUGUGGCUGACCCAGAAGGGUGCCCGGCAGAAGAAAAUCAACGAGUGGUUGGGCAUCAAGAACGAGACGGAGGACCAGUACUCCAUGAUGGACGACGAGGAGGAGCUGCCCCACCACGAGGAGCGGACGUGGUAUGUGGGGAAGAUCAACCGCCUGCAGGCAGAAGAGAUGCUGUGUGGCAAGCGAGACGGCACCUUCCUGAUCCGCGAGAGCAGCCAGAAGGGAUGCUACGCCUGCUCCGUGGUGGUGGACGGUGACACCAAGCACUGCGUGAUCUACAAAACGGCGACCGGCUACGGGUUCGCUGAACCCUACAACCUCUACGCCUCCCUCAAGGACCUGGUCUUGCACUACAAGCACACGUCCCUGGUGCAGCACAACGACUCCCUGAAUGUCACGCUGGCUCACCCGGUCCUUUCCCAGCCGCCGGCCAGAUGAGCAGCCCUUGCACAACACAACAGCUGCCUUCAGCUUCUCCCCAGGGCGCUGCUUUCUGGCUCUGGACUCUUGCACCCUGUAUAGUUGAGUCUCUGUGCUCCUCCCCCUCCCCUUCCCCAAUCAGCAGGUCAGACCCCUUCUUGCUGGCAGGUCGCCCCGCUACACAUCACUGCAGAGCUAGGUCCCCGAUUCCUCGGUGCGCUACGGCGUCAGUCACCGCAAGCGCCGCUGUGGCUGAGGGGCUCCGUGCCAGGGUGCCGAAGGAGGCAGAGGAGGAGGAGGCUCUGCUGAGCGUGCGCAUCCUCCACUCUCACUUCCCUCGGUGA
This is a messenger RNA of Tauraco erythrolophus (red-crested turaco), 2164 nucleotides long. NCBI's taxonomy places the organism in Eukaryota, Metazoa, Chordata, Aves, Musophagiformes, Musophagidae. The record is from RefSeq and is a predicted model, not a curated record.